Trypanosoma theileri is the source of this 801-nucleotide messenger RNA. RefSeq names its product Tbingi protein. Gene Ontology annotation, molecular function: nucleic acid binding; RNA-DNA hybrid ribonuclease activity. The record is from RefSeq and is a predicted model, not a curated record. The transcript has a single exon. Bases 1 to 801 code for a protein of 266 amino acids. NCBI's taxonomy places the organism in Eukaryota, Euglenozoa, Kinetoplastea, Trypanosomatida, Trypanosomatidae.
AUGACGGCCAUGAUUCGGAGCCUCAAAUAUUUAAUGCGAUGUCAAACACGAGGUGGAUCUCUCAAAGAAAGCGCAGAACAAGUCUAUCACGAAACCCAUCCGGUACGAGAAUUCUAUGUACGCAUCAUGAAAAACUAUCCAACACUUGUUAUAGAGCCACGGGAGUCCCCUUUACUGACACCAACUCUACGGUUCGGUAAACGCGCUCGCUUCUUCACAUCGCUGGAAAAUGUAUCAGCUGAUGACCCUGAAGAACGGAAAAGAGAAGCAUCCGAGCGUUCGAUAGCCCGUCACUUCCGCCGUAAAGGCACAGAUCCGCCGCCGCGUACCCAUUAUGAAAUCUGGACUGAUGGCUCCGUAUUUCUCGGAAUAAAAUCUGGAGCAGCAGCAAUGAUAUACAAAGAUGGUGAACUGCUCUGUACCACACAUAGAGGCGCUGGCCCCCUAGCCUGCAGCUACACAGCUGAAUCCGUAGCGCUAUACGAAGGUUUACAGAGACUCCUCAAAAUAAUUCUUGCAAAUAACCAAACGCCAUGCAGGGUCUCCAUUUUCACGGACUCACUGUCUCUUCUCGCAGCGCUGGAAACAGGCCCACUGACCGUAAAAGACCCAUUACUACGACUCCUGUGGAACCUAAUACUUCAAGUGCAACGUCGCAAGGCCCGCAUACGACUACAAUUCAUAUUUGGUCACUGCGUGGUGGUGAAAAAUGAAAAAAGCGACACAGAAGCCAAAAAGGCUGCAGAACUACCACAAAGAACUGAUACUUGGAUCACAGAUAUAAUGGCCUACGCCAAAUGA